Messenger RNA from Musa acuminata AAA Group (dessert banana), 724 nucleotides. Its product is annotated as photosystem II repair protein PSB27-H1, chloroplastic-like. Bases 1 to 549 code for a protein of 182 amino acids. Gene Ontology annotation, cellular component: chloroplast thylakoid lumen; photosystem II. The record is from RefSeq and is a predicted model, not a curated record. The transcript has a single exon. Gene Ontology annotation, biological process: photosystem II repair; photosystem II assembly. Lineage: Eukaryota; Viridiplantae; Streptophyta; Magnoliopsida; Zingiberales; Musaceae.
AUGAUGGCUUGUUCUUCUCUCCUGACCGCACCCACCUCCAAGCCAACGCCACCGCUCGCCUCCCUUUCCUCCCGGCCUGUUGCCUCUUCAUCUUUAUCCCCGCCCACCGCCACAUCCGGCGCUUCCCCGGGCGGCAGCCGAGCCAUGACGGGCCGUCGGGAACUGGCGUUGGCCCUGUCGACCUCGGCGACGUUGCUGCUCCUUCCGGCAGCCCCCCCGGCGCUCGCCACGUCGGACGAGGAGUACGUGAGGGAGACGGCGGAGGUGAUCAACAAGGUGCGCAACACCGUCGGCAUGGACAAGAAGGACCCGAACGUGGCGGUGGCCGUGGCGGAGCUGCGGGAAGCGUCCAACACCUGGGUGGCCAAGUACAGGAGGGAGAAGGCCCUGCUGGGGCGCGCCUCUUUCAGGGACAUGUACUCCGCCCUCAACGCCGUCUCCGGUCACUACAUAAGCUUCGGCCCCACGGCGCCCAUUCCCGCCAAGCGCAAGGCCCGCAUCUUGGAGGAGGUGGACACCGCCGAGAAGGCUCUUCUCCGUGGGAGGUAGGCGUGUAGGCCUACUACCUCAUCAUCUCUGUAUCCAGUUUUUGCUUUUAACUGAGAUGCAUUGUAUUCGGGUCGCUCGUUGCAUUGAUAUACUUUGGACGUAUGUCAACUCAUAUUUCUGUAACCGGUUGAAAAGCUAAUGCUGCUGCUGCUGCUGCUGCUUCAUUUCUUCUUCA